Messenger RNA from Macrosteles quadrilineatus (aster leafhopper), 1274 nucleotides. RefSeq names its product putative glycerol kinase 5. The record is from RefSeq and is a predicted model, not a curated record. NCBI's taxonomy places the organism in Eukaryota, Metazoa, Arthropoda, Insecta, Hemiptera, Cicadellidae. The transcript has 10 exons. Gene Ontology annotation, cellular component: mitochondrion. Gene Ontology annotation, biological process: glycerol-3-phosphate biosynthetic process; triglyceride metabolic process; glycerol metabolic process. The coding region runs from base 159 to 1214 and encodes 351 amino acids. Gene Ontology annotation, molecular function: glycerol kinase activity.
AUUUAUGUUUUGUUUACAACAUUGUCAUUAGCAGAGAGUGUGUGUGUGUGUAUUUCAUCUGAAAGCAAAGUUGCAAACUUAACCUUGGUCUCAAAACUGACAGUUCUAACUUCCAACCCAGUCCUUCCAGCACUCACUCAGCAGAUUAUUGAUCAAUAAUGAAUGAGGGGACAAUGAAUGAUUGUCAUAUCGCAACUCUUGAUGUUGGAACAUCUUCGGUCCGUUGUCUCAUACUUAAUAAGAGUGGCGACAUUGUGGGGUCUUCCAAUAAAGCGAUCACUCUACUAUACCCUGAAGCGGGGUGGGUUGAAAUUGAACCUGAACACCUGUGGACUACAGUUUUAGAGGUCAUUGAUUCUGCUAUAAGAGAUGCUCACCUCCACGCCACCGAUAUCAGCUGUAUUGGUAUCUCUACAGCCCGUUGUACCAUUAUUACCUGGGACAAGAGCUCCGGCAAACAUUUCCACAAUUUCAUCACCUGGAAAGACCUGCGAGCAGACUCUCUCGUCAAACAUCACAACUCGUCUUGUCUCAUGCAGAUGAUGAGGAUUGGCGCUCGCUGUCUUUACACUGUUUCAAGGCAGAAGAGGUUCUUGGCUGCUAGCGAUUUGAAAGCUAUGAAUGUUCAGAUUGUCUGCCGCCUGGAAUGGAUUCUUCAGGAGAUGCCGGAAGUACGAGAGGCGGCCGAGGCAGGCAGAGCUGUCUACGGGAUGAUAGACUCUUGGCUGCUGUACAAACUGACGGGUGGCAAGCUUCAUGUUACUGACGCCUCUUGUGCCAGCGCCUCGGGAGCUUACGACCCUUUCACCAUGGAAUACUCGGCUCCUCUCCUCUGGAUGUAUCACAUUCCUCGGUCAAUGAUGCCAACGGUGUGUGAUUCUGCUGGAGAACAUUUUGGUUCCACGGACGCCAAGCUGUUUGGUCAACCAAUACCCAUCAGGUCUUCUCUAGGUGACCAGUCAGCAUCCCUGUUUGGCUCUUGUUGUUUCAAGGAAGGCGACACCAAAGUUACUCUCGGCACUGGAACAUUCCUGGACGUCAACACUGGACGGAAACCUCACGCUUCUAUAUCCGGGUUAUAUCCUGUAGUAGCUUGGAGAUUCAAUGAUGAACUUGUGUAUAUGGCAGAAGGGAGCUCGUCGGAUACUGCUUCCCUCAUCCAUUGGUUACUCAACAUGGGUUUGUGUGGUAGUGCAUUGAGACUGCUCGAGUAGCUACCUCAGUACAAAAUUCCAAUGGGGUUUUGUUUGUUCCAUCUUUCUCAGGAAUCAAUG